Messenger RNA from Exophiala spinifera, 849 nucleotides. RefSeq lists its product as uncharacterized. The transcript is spliced from 2 exons. Bases 1 to 849 code for a protein of 282 amino acids. Gene Ontology annotation, cellular component: mitochondrion. The record is from RefSeq and is a predicted model, not a curated record. Gene Ontology annotation, molecular function: enoyl-CoA hydratase activity. Lineage: Eukaryota; Fungi; Ascomycota; Eurotiomycetes; Chaetothyriales; Herpotrichiellaceae. Gene Ontology annotation, biological process: fatty acid beta-oxidation.
AUGUCGUCAACAUCGACAACACUUCCUCCCCCACCGCCAGACCCAUCCGUGAGUCUGUCAUACCCAGCGCCACACGUGUUGCUCGUCACCAUCACGCGCGAACGACAGAUGAACAGCAUCCCCUACGCAGUCCACUGGUACCUGCACAGGGUGUUUGAGUGGUUCGACCGUGAACCGACACUCCGCGCCGCCGUCAUCACCGGGUCGGGCCCCAAGGCGUUCUGCGCCGGCCAGGACUUGAUCGAACUCGGCACCCGAGAUCCCAAGGAGAUCGAAGAAAAGCCGUACCUGUCGAUGCACCCUCCCAGUGGAUUCGCCGGUGUCUCGAGGCGCGUGGGAAAGAAACCCAUCAUCGCAGCCGUCAAUGGAUUUGCGUUGGGUGGAGGAUUUGAGAUUGUUUUGAAUUGCGACAUGACAGUAGCCUCACCAACCGCAACAUUCGGCCUCCCCGAAGCCCUCCGCGGCAUCUACGCCGGAGCUGGUGGCUUACCCCGACUCGUGCGCAACGUCGGACUGCCUCUGGCCAGCGAAAUCAGCAUGACAGGCCGCUUCCUCACGGCCAAGGAAGCGCUGCAAUUCAACUUGAUCAACCACGUUUCCUCGUCACAAUCCACCGUCGUCGACGAAGCCGUCAAGCUGGCCGAGAAGGUCGCCAACAUCUCCCCGGACGCCAUCAUCGUCACUCGCGCCGCCCUGCGUGAGACCUGGGAGACCGCCAGUGUCGAACGGGCGUAUCAGCUCGUUCAGGACAAGAUGGCUCGAGGCCUGCAUGAGGGCGAGAAUUCGAAGGAAGGCCUUGCGGCGUUCAGGGAGAAGAGGAAGCCAGUGUGGAAGGCCAGCAAGUUGUGA